CGUCUCUAUACAAGAGCAAUCCAUCAACACUGGAAUUAUAGAUAUCACCGCUAGAGUUUCAGGAGCUGGUAGCAAAUAGCCUCCGGCUCAUGAUGGAAACUAAUCAUGACAGUUCAUCAACAAAUACCAUUGGAUUCUGCCUCCUUCCUUCAGAGAUCAUCCAGAACAUACUCCUCCAUCUAGCCUUGCCCGAAAUCAUUUGUCUAAAGUCACUCAAGAGAUUCGUUGCCGAUGUAAUCUCCGAUAAUUAUUUUGUACGUGCGUACAACUCUCGGGCAAGGUCCACCGCAUGGCUCUUCGUCUGCAAGAAGAGGUGGAACCGUGACGCCUUGCUUCAUGGCUUCAACGACCAGUCUAAUCGCUGGUUCAGCUUUCAGAUUGACAGUUUAUUGAAACCCAUAAUCCGUCCAGGUGAUGAUAUCUAUUUUCUGACGGCUAGUUGCAAGGUCUUUCUUUUUGUUUCCAACACUCGCGGGGAAGUUAUUGCCCUCAAUUUGGUUACUAAAGCUGUGAAAACAAUCCCGCCAAGCCCACUUGGUCCACGUGGCACGUCUUCCUGGCGAAGAUCCUGAAUGAAACUGGUUAUCACCGGGCCCGAUCACUUUCAGUUUCUUUUUGUGGAUUUGGUGCGCAACUCCCCGGUUUUGUUUGUUUACUCCUCGCAAACUGACACCUGGCAGUCCACUGAAGCGAGGGAAGUUCCUGCCGGAAUGCCACGUGUCUGUCAGAAGGAGGAUGACCACGUAUUUCUCAAUGUGAUCGACGGACCCUAUGAAAGCAUAGUGACAGCCGUUGGAUUGGAGCGUGAUGCUCAUAAUAAUUAUGCACCAAUUGUUCUACGGCCGAGAUUCAAUUGGAGACCGAGCGAUGGACUGAACCUGUUACAGGUGUACGGUGACGGGAUCAUGCUGGUCAUAAAAUCGAGCGACGGUGAUGAAGAUGACGGGAACAGUACAGGAGUGAGGAUGCUCAAUGACAUAGAAUUAUGGGGGGGCUUGCGCUUGAAUGGAAGCUGGCAUAACUGGGAGUAUAUCUCAAAGGUUCCUUGCAAGAUAAAGGAGCAGAUCCGGAAACCAUAUCGAGCUAUGAGAGGAUGCUUAGAAAGACGAGAUGGGAUAGUUAGGGCUGUUUUGCUGUCUAACUAUGAUGGCUUAUGGGACAUAAUUUGGCUAUCUUAUGAUAUGGGGAGGAGUCUUUGGGCUUGGCUCCCUCUGCCUGAUUGCGAGAUGAAGGGUCUGAAUAUGGCCGGCAUUGCCUUCUCCUCCGGCCUUACCUUGUCAUGAUCAUCUUCAAGACUUGAUGGCGGUUCUCAGGCGGCAUGCGUUAGUUCCAUGCCUUGCGUUGCAAGUUGUAUGAUAGUGAAUAUCAGUCUUCU
Molecule: messenger RNA, 1375 nt
Organism: Populus euphratica (Euphrates poplar)
Lineage: Eukaryota; Viridiplantae; Streptophyta; Magnoliopsida; Malpighiales; Salicaceae
Product: GRAS family transcription factor family protein
Exons: 1
Molecular function (GO): protein binding
Source: RefSeq, a predicted model, not a curated record